AUGGCGCAGGCCGCCUUGCCCCGGUGGCAGCAGCUGGCACUUUUGGAGCCUGCUAUGCAGAGGUGGCAAGGAACAUUUCCAGAGGUUCGUUUGUUUUGCUUGCGAAGUUUUCAUAGUGAAGUGCUGGAUGUAACACUGAACUUUGGUCGAUUAAAAAUACACCAGACGAGGAGGCGCGGCCCGGCCCGCUGCCAGGCACCCGGCGCCGCCUUCCCAGAGUGCUUCAGUGUUGGGGUCCGCCGGGCUUCCGCCCGCCGGCAGCGCCCGUCCGCGGCGCCAUCUUGUGCUUGGGCGGGUCGCGCAGGGCGGCGGGUCGCUAUGGAGUCAGAUGAUACAGGAAAUCGACUUCGGUUCCAGCUGGAGUUAGAGUUUGUUCAAUGCCUGGCAAAUCCAAAUUACCUCAACUUUCUUGCACAAAGAGGCUACUUCAAAGACAAAGCUUUCGUAAAUUAUCUUAAAUAUUUACUUUAUUGGAAAGAACCUGAAUAUGCAAAAUACCUAAAGUAUCCUCAGUGUUUGCAUAUGUUAGAGCUGCUCCAAUAUGAACAUUUCCGCAAAGAACUGGUAAAUGCUCAGUGUGCUAAAUUUAUUGACGAGCAACAGAUUCUUCACUGGCAGCACUAUUCACGGAAAAGAAUGCGUCUCCAGCAAGCACUGGCAGAGCAGCAGCAACAAAACAACACCUCUGUAAAAUGAAAAACACAUGGAAGAGUGAUCAUAAGGUGUACUUUGUGUCAGCUGAAGUAUUUACAAGAGAGGAACAAACCCUUUUGUAGGUUUGGCUCUGGGUGUGUGUAUGCUUUAAUUUUUGAUUUAUCAAGUGAUGGGACUGUUUGGUGGGUUUUUUUUCUUUCAUCAACUUUUUUAGAGAUACGAGACUGAUAACUACAUCUGCAAUUUAUUUUGUGGCAUGGACAAUUUUGUAAGAGCAUUACUUACAGCAGUUAUUGAUGCCUCUUGAUUUUGAAAACAUGUUACUUAGUGACAUUUAAGUCUUUAACAGAAAGUGUAGCUCAGAAGUCUGUUCUCAGGAGGCAUUUUCCCUGGAGAAUAAUGAUGUGUUUCAAAGUAUGGCCAAGACCUCCCUCAUGUACUACUUUUUACAGCUGCAGGAUGAGCAAAGUUGAAGUGGUGAUACUGUACAAAAUCUAAAUUGUGGAUUUUUGCCUUGAAACCAAGCUGAGCUAUUACUUUGGAUUUCUGUUAACGUGGUAGUCGUUGCUGGGAGUCUUACAGAGUUUUCCUUACAGCGUGUUUUACAGAAAGAAAACAAAGUGAUGAGACAAGGACUGCAGGAGACAAAUAAUAAUAACCUUUGCAAAUACUCAACAGAAGGAAACAGGCUGUAGCAGUAUCUAGUCCAUUAAAGUCAGCUUACUUUAA
Messenger RNA from Falco peregrinus (peregrine falcon), 1383 nucleotides. It is a transcript of the gene MED31, whose product is annotated as mediator complex subunit 31. The record is from RefSeq and is a predicted model, not a curated record. The coding region runs from base 1 to 696 and encodes 231 amino acids. The transcript is spliced from 5 exons. Gene Ontology annotation, molecular function: transcription coregulator activity. Gene Ontology annotation, biological process: regulation of transcription by RNA polymerase II. Gene Ontology annotation, cellular component: mediator complex; core mediator complex. NCBI's taxonomy places the organism in Eukaryota, Metazoa, Chordata, Aves, Falconiformes, Falconidae.